Columba livia (rock pigeon) is the source of this 3903-nucleotide messenger RNA. RefSeq names its product patched domain-containing protein 3. The transcript is spliced from 4 exons. Gene Ontology annotation, cellular component: membrane. The coding region runs from base 292 to 2886 and encodes 864 amino acids. The record is from RefSeq and is a predicted model, not a curated record. Lineage: Eukaryota; Metazoa; Chordata; Aves; Columbiformes; Columbidae.
UUGCCGGCUUGCAGAGCGGCAGAACCGGGCGCCGGGCAGCGCCCAGCCCGACGGGCGCUGUGACGGCACCGAGGCCCCGGCAGGACCUGAGCCCGGGUGCGCGGCAGGGGAGCCUCGUGCCCCCGUCCGCCUGCGCGGGAAGCGGCGGUGGCCCCGGAGAGUCAGAGCAGGGGAGGGCGCGGCCGCCUGCUCCACCGAGCAGCGCUCAUUCGCUCCGCGGCCCCCGCGGGCACAAGGCGGCUCUGCCCUGGCCAGGAGCUGCCGCCGGCAGCCCGUGCCCCCGACUCGCCCAUGGCGGGGCCGCCGCACCCCGCGGAGCGCUGCUCCUGCCGCAACACCAACUGCCUGGAGCGGCCGCUCAGGCGGCUCUUCCGAGGGCUGGGGGGCGUCGUGGCCGCCUGGCCCUGGCCCUUCGUGCUGCUGCCGCUGCUGCUGUCGGGCGGGCUGGGCGCCGGCUUCGUGUUCCUGCGGCAGCGGCAGGCGAACGACAUCGAGGAGCAGUUCACGCCGACGUGGGGGCCCGCCAAGGCCGACCGCGACUUCGUGCAGCGGUUCUUCCCCACCAACGACUCGGAGCGCUUCUCCGCCGCGCGCCUGCCCACCGAGGGCACCUACGCCGCCUUCAUCGUCGUGGCGACGGGGAACGGCUCGGUCCUGGCACCGGCGGCGCGGCGCGACGUGCUGCGGCUGGACGCGAUGAUGCGCGCCCGCGGCUACGAGAAGCUCUGCGCUGUCAGCAGCGGCACCUGCGCCAUCCCCAACCCGCUACAGUACGAUGAGGCUGCCCUGGAGAACCUCACCUUCCCCUUCAGCGGCGGCUUACUCCUGGGGACCGUGCUGGGCGGCGUGCAGACGGACCCCGACGGGCGGGUGCUGUCGGCGCGGGCGCUGAGGCUGCUGUAUUACCUGCGGGAGGACGGCCCCGCGGCGGCGGAGAGCCGGCGGUGGCUGGAGAGCUUCUUGCUGGAAAUGCCGUCGGAGCUGGCGGCGCUGGGCAUCACCGCUGUUCGGGUGACUUACUUUACCUCGCUGUCCAGACAACAAGAGUUUGAAGGAAAUACCAAGAGGGUGAUCCCACUCUUCUCCAUAACCUAUUUAUUGACAGUAACAUUUUCAGUCAUCUCUUGUCUAAGACUGAGCUGUAUAAGAAAUAAUGUCUGGCUUGCGUGCUGUGGAGUGGUCUCUGCCGGUUUAGCUGUAUUAAGCAGCUUUGGAUUGCUGCUCUUCUGUGGAGUCCCGUUUGUGGUCACUGUAGCAGGCGCGCCAUUUCUUAUCCUAGGAGUUGGUGUUGAUGACAUGUUCAUCAUGAUCGCUUGCUGGGAACAAAGCUCAAGAAAAGAAGGUAAAUCAAGUGUUAAGUCUCGUCUGGCUGAGACCUAUGCUGAAGCAGCACUUUCUGUGACCAUCACCACUUUCACAGAUGUUUUGGCUUUCUUCAUUGGCACCUGGACUUCCUUUCCAUCAGUGAGAUCAUUUUGCCUCUACACAGGCACUGCUUUUGUCUUCUGCUAUGUAUAUACCAUGACCUUCUUUGGGGCAAUUAUUGUAUUAAAUCAUAAAAGGGAGCAAGGAAACCGACACUGGCUAACUUGUAUGCCUGUGGGAGAUAAAGAUCGGGCUGAGGCGUCUUGCUUGUACACUGCUUGCUGUAUAGGCAAGUGUUCUGGGGAGUCACCUCAGCCAGAAAGUGAACAUCCAAUGAGCAUAUUCUUUAAGAAGUAUUAUGGUCCUUUUUUUACAAAUAAAUGGAUCAAGCUACUUGUGGUGCUGCUGUACGGAGCAUACUUGGGUGGCAGUGUUUAUGGAUGUACUCAGAUCAGGGAAGGCAUCGAUCUACGAAAUCUGGCAAGUGAUGACUCUUACGUUAUUCCAUUCUAUGAUGACCAUGACAAAUACUUCUCAGUAUAUGGACCCAGGGUCAUGGUUGUCAUUACAGAAAGUGUAGAUUACUGGAAUGAGACUGUUCGUCUUGGCAUUGAGAACUGCAUGCAGAAUUUAGAGGACAUUUCCUAUGUAGAUCAGAACCUCUCAGAGUCAUGGCUGAGAGUUUACACGAGACUGGCAAAUGGUGGUUUGAUAAAUAUAAGCAGUCAGACUCUCUUCAUUAAUAACUUACCUAUACUGUUCCAAAUGGUUCCUGGUUUUGAGUGGGACAUUAACAAGACUCAAGAUAAAAUAGAAGCUUCACGUUUCUUUAUCCAGACAGUGAACAUGACCUCAGCUGUUGAUGAGAAGAAUCUUCUCAGUCAGUUGAGAGAGACAGCCAAGCAGUGCAGUGUUCCAUUAAUGGUGUAUCACCCAGCGUUCAUCUACUACGAUCAGUACCUGGUCAUAGUGCAGAACACCAUUCAGAAUAUCAUUGUGGCCACUGGGGCAAUGCUCAUUGUCUCCCUUUUGCUUAUUCCUAGCCCCUUAUGUUGCUUGUGGGUGACUUUUGCCAUAGUUUCUGUUAUAGUUGGUGUUGCUGGUUUCAUGACAUUUUGGAACAUCAAUCUAGAUUCCAUAUCCAUGAUCAACCUGGUCAUUUGCAUAGGGUUUUCAGUAGAUUUUUCUGCUCAUAUUUCCUAUGCCUUUGUGACAAGUGGAGAGUCCUCAGCCAAUAAAAGGGCAAUUGAAGCUCUGUCCUUGCUGGGUUACCCGGUGUUACAAGGGGCAGUUUCUACUAUAAUAGGAGUAGUUGUUCUGGCUGCAGCAAAAACCUACAUUUUUAGGACAUUUUUCAAGAUCAUGUUCCUUGUUAUUUUAUUUGGGGUUCUUCAUGGUCUUGUUUUUAUUCCAGUGUUUUUAACCUUUUUUGGCAACUUUGGCAGAUCACCCCACGAUACUAAAUCUAAAAAGCUAGAACUUAGGUUUAUGAAUGAUAAAGGUUGUCAAAAACUAAGUUAAAUGUAAUAUAUAUUUAUUACAUGUAGGCUAUAAUUCAGUGACUUUCAGGGAAUGUAAGAAAUUAAGAAAAUGAAGGACAGAAAAAUAAAUACAACAGGGAAGCAAAGGCUUCAGAAUAGCCAGGCAAGAAAAAUAACAGAAGAAAUAAAAGCAUACAGAAUGGAUUUGCAUGUCUCAUUUUUGUGUGCUUGACUAACACUUAAUAUUUAAAUCCUUUUUUGUGACUUGUUUACUGAAUGUAUUAGAAUUAUUGUAAGCACUGACCACUGCACCAGUUUAACGGAUUACGUUACAGGUUUGUCAGGCAAUGUACACGGGGGGAAGGACAGCUCCCAGGGGUUUGCAUUUCCCGCCUGGUGACCUUGAUGCUGUAACGCAGCCCACGCUGAGCCUGAAGACAAUUUUCCCCCAAGAGGCUCAAACCUGGAGGUUUCACAGCAGGAUUACAAGAACUCAGAACCGCCUUGGACUGCAAUGAUUCCUAAGCCUUCAGGAGGCAAAGUCUGCUUAGGCUUCUAAUGAGAAACCCUCAGGGAUCACAAACAGACUCAGAUUUUCUCUUCAGAUCUUUUUUUUGGUGUCCUUUUUCCUCACUAUGAUUAAACAUCAUGUAGCUUUAAGAAGACUGUGCAUAGCUUGUGUUGGCUGCAAUUUGCAAAGGGAUAUGCUGUAGGUGAUGGAGCUUGUAUGGAACCUCCCGGGAAGACACUGUGCCAGGGCAUGACAGGGCAAGGAUUCACUAGACAGAAUCACACCCUGAUUUAGGACAAAGUGAAAAAGCAACUCAGGUCUAAGCCAUUAGUCCUAAAACUAUAAACCUAUAAAUUCUAUUGUGUUCAUCAGUGACAAUGCAUCCUGUGAAGUGUUAUAGAGCAGAGGAGCUUUCACUGAAAUAACAGCUAAUCGUGUAUUGGGUGGUCUUUGAACCUGGAGGGACAAGACACUGGAUGAGAAGUCAAUUCAUAAUUUGUUCCCAGUGUAACGAGCUACCUGUUGGAAAUAAACAAAUGGUGGUAA